UGUGCUAGGACUAUAUGUGUUAUUAUUAUGCAUUUUUGUCAAGUCUAGAUGUAGGACCCAAGUGUUCCAAUAUCCACGAAACUUCACGAACUACUUGGUUGAAUCAAGUUUGACCAAGGGUGCUUGUGAUUGUUCUCUAAGGUCAAGUAGGU
Molecule: messenger RNA, 152 nt
Organism: Striga hermonthica
Lineage: Eukaryota; Viridiplantae; Streptophyta; Magnoliopsida; Lamiales; Orobanchaceae
Source: the annotation of a GenBank genome assembly